AUGAGUGGUAGUCUACCUAUGUCUUCUCUUUCAAACGCUAAACGGAAUGAAAUGCCUUCUUGCGACGUUAACGCUACUAUUUUUCCGACUUCUGAUAUUGGAAGAUCGGAUCAGGUAGUAACGCCGACGAGCUUAGAACAAGAACAUAGUUGCUCCUCCUCUUCCUCUCUAAGGAAUAGUUUGUCCAAAAUUAUAGAUGAAACUCCACUGAAAAGAAUAAAGAAAAGGAGCUGUGAAAAUACCCAUGAAGAAAGUCCGGCGGCAAAUUCAAUAGAACAGAACGAAACUGAUGAAAUGGAAACACUUUCAGGAAUAAGUAAAUAUCUCAAACGUAGGAAUAUUUUCAUAGAAGAAGAAUCCAUAAAAGGAUAUCAAGAGCUUGAGGACGUAAAAAUAUCUGCACAAGCUCAAAUUGACAAAUUAAAGAGUCUUAAUACGUUUCAGCAAAUUGAUAAUUUUGAUUGGUCCAAAAUUGAAGAAGCCUAUGCUUUUAUCUUUAAUGACUACAUUAAUCAGAUGGAGAUUACUAUCAGAGACCUUGAUCAAUCCAUGAAGGUAACUAUCGAUUUUUUAAAUUAA
Messenger RNA from Debaryomyces fabryi, 579 nucleotides. RefSeq lists its product as uncharacterized. The transcript has a single exon. The record is from RefSeq and is a predicted model, not a curated record. NCBI's taxonomy places the organism in Eukaryota, Fungi, Ascomycota, Pichiomycetes, Serinales, Debaryomycetaceae. The coding region runs from base 1 to 579 and encodes 192 amino acids.